Messenger RNA from Colletotrichum spaethianum, 735 nucleotides. RefSeq names its product major facilitator-type transporter ecdC. Lineage: Eukaryota; Fungi; Ascomycota; Sordariomycetes; Glomerellales; Glomerellaceae. Gene Ontology annotation, molecular function: carbohydrate:proton symporter activity. The transcript is spliced from 2 exons. Gene Ontology annotation, cellular component: membrane. Bases 1 to 735 code for a protein of 244 amino acids. Gene Ontology annotation, biological process: carbohydrate transport; transmembrane transport. The record is from RefSeq and is a predicted model, not a curated record.
AUGCGUGGUGUCUGCCUUGUGUUAGUCAACACGAUGAUUACGGUUGGCCAGUGGCUCAACUCUGCAACUGUAUUAGCGAGCGGCCACUACAAGAACGACCUCUCCUGGAGGAUCCCCCUGAUCACUCAGCUCAUUCCUCCCGGACUGCUUCUUUGCGGUUUGGCUUUCUUGCCUGAGUCUCCAAGUUGGCUCCUCAUCAAGGGCCGCCCCGAAGAGGCUGCUGAGUCAUACCUGCGAUUCAACGGCCCCAACUUUGAUUUAGACGCCGUUAUGACUGUAGCUACAGUUGCUAUUGCCAAGGAGCAAAAGAUGAAGAAGGAACAGGAGUCAGCUCGUUGGAUCGAUUGCUUCACAGGAACUAACCGUCGCCGGACCCUCAUUAUCGUGAUGGUUUAUCUUUCGCAGCAAGCUAUUGGUGUCAACUUUGUUUCAGGGUACUAUUUCCGUUUGGCCGGUGUAAACAACCCUCUUGCGAUCGGCCAAGCAGCAUAUGCGAUUCAAUUCAUUGGAAACAUGCCGUCUUGGCCCCGUGUCGGCCGAUAUGGAAGGCGACCCUUGAUCGUCGGCGGUGUCUUCUCGAUGACGGCUCUUUUGCUACUCAUCGGUGGCAUCAGCACUAUCGGCAACCAGGCAUCUCUAUCGGCAACUGUGGCUUUCAUGGUUAUCUGGGUCUUUAUGUACCAAGCAACCCUUGGUGCCGUGGCGUACUCCGUUGGGGGAGAAACAGCCAGGUGA